CGGCGGGGGAUGUGGGUAAUGUAGUUGGUAGGCAGGGCUGCUCAGAGGACGCGGGUCGGGGAUUAGGAGAGGAAGAAGCUCCUUUACUUCACACAGGUUUCUCCACAAGCCCGCAGGAGGUUUACAUGUAGACGUUUUGAAGUGACUUCAGUCGAAGCUUUUAGGAGAGCAGAGACUCGCUUCGCUGACUGUGGUGUGGCGGAGGAGACCGAGGAGGAGCAGCCAGGAGUUCGGAGCCGACAGACGGGCAGGUCACACAGGAGCAGCUCACCAUGAAUUUCCUCUUGGAGACGCUUUGCCUGAUUGUGUUUUCCAUCUACUACCUCAUGGAAGCUUUUGUAAAGCUCUUUGUUCCAAUCAGAAAAAGUGUGGCCGGUGAGACGGUGCUCAUCACAGGGGCGGGCAGCGGUAUCGGCCGGCUUUUGGCAGUGGAGUUUGCCAGCAUGGACGUUUCCCUUGUGCUGUGGGACGUUAAUUUGGAGGGUCUGAAGGAAACGGCCCGCAUGACAAAGGAAAAGGGGGCACAGAGGGUGCACUAUUACCAGGUCGACUGCAGUGACAGGGCUGAAGUGUACCGAGUGGCAGAUCAGGUCAAACAGGGAGUUGGAGCUGUCACCAUUCUCAUAAACAAUGCUGGCAUUGUCACUGGCAAGAAGUUCAUGGAUUCUCCUGACGUUCUUGUUGAGAAGACUCUCCAAGUUAACACAAUGGCACAUUUCUGGACGUAUAAGGCGUUCCUUCCAGCGAUGACUGAGAAAAACCACGGGCAUCUGGUUUGUGUUGCCAGUUCCGCAGGCCUGAUAGGUGUGAAUGGUCUGGCAGAUUACUGUUCCAGCAAGUUUGCUGCUGUGGGCUUUGCUGAGUCAGUGGCCCUGGAGCUCAUAGACAUGGGAAAGGAUGGCAUCAAAACCACGAUAGUGUGUCCUUACUUCAUCAACACGGGCAUGUUCGAUGGCUGUGGUACAAAGUGGCCCCGUUUGCUUCCCCUCCUGGAGCCGGAGUAUGUUGCGAAGAAGAUUGUGAAUGCCAUCCUGACAGACCAAACCUACCUUUACAUGCCACGGACCUUAUAUGUGUUAAUGUUUUUGAAAAGCCUGGUGCCGUUUAAGGAGGCAGUGGUCUUGGGAAUGUACUUCGGAGCCUUUAACUUCAUGGAUGCUUUUAAAGGAAGACAGAAGAAAGAGGAUUAAGCCAUAAUAGGAUUUUAUCAGGUUUUAUUCACCUGUCUUAAAGGAAUACGCCAGCAUUUUUCAGUCCAAUCCCAAUUUGCUACAUCUGUGUCAUACAGUCGAUUAACAGACAGUAAUUUCCAUACAUUUCCAUGUGCUUAGAAAGAACCUUGAUAGAACCUUUUAAAGGAAGCCAGUGAGGAGUUGAAUUCAUACAGAUGCAGCAUAUAGACGUUAGGUUAAACAGUGCUGGAUUAUUCCUUUGUAUGAUAGCGAUUUCAACAAGACUUAAUUUCUACUUUUAUUAUAAUGAGCAAAUUGUAACCUAUUAUGUUUUAUGGACCAAAUUAUACAGCAAGACUACCAGACCUGAACUCGACUCCAUUUACAUUAUGUUUAAAAUGUAUCGUAGGCUAUUAAAUCACUGAAAAGUACAGAAUGAGGAUCUAAUACACUUCAAAGACUGUUAGGCACAUUAAAGGUUAAUGUGUACAAUUUAACCCAUUUCAGGAUUAAUGUGCUGUACUUUAAUGUUGCCCGUGGUAUUCUGUGCUGUUUCAGUGCAGCCUCUUAUUCUGCAAGCAGUGCUCGCAUAUACAGUAGACAUAUACUAUAAUAGAGUACUGUUCAAAAGUCUAAGACCACCCUUUACUUUCAUUUUCAGUCAAAACUGCCAUUAUGUACAAGCUAUUCAUUUUCAGAUUUUCCUGAGGAAAUUAGAUAUAAAAUAAUCCACUCACAUAAAGAAGAAGAAGAAAGCCAAAGUGAAAAACAGGAGUUUGCAAAACCUUAAAAACUGAUUAAAAGCUACAGAGAAAAUGGGGCUCCUAACAACCACCUGGAAGACCUGACAGACACCAAAACUGCCCCCAUCAGAUAAACAGCACUUAAAGCUUUCAUCUUUGAGAGAGAGGAGAAAAUCAAGCUGCUUCAGAUCCGUAACGUAAAAAGCUUCAUAAGCUUCAUAAACUUCAGAAGUGUAAAAAAUAUCCCUGCAGAUUUCUUUGAGAAACUGAAAGUGAGUCUCCUGAAAAGAAUGGAAGCUGUAAUAAAGGUGAAGAGUGACACACUGAAUACUGAAACAUCUUAUGUUAGGUUGUUGAAGCUUCAGAGCAAUUAUCUGUUAAAUAUAUGUUUACUGUUUUUUUUCCUGACACUUAAUAGCUGUUUUGACUGGAAAUGAAAUGAAAGGGUGGCCUUAGACUAUUGCACAGUGCAGUACAAGGACACUCAGGAAAUUUGCAAGCCAGAGAAACUGGUUCUCUCUCUUAGCAUGCCUUAGGAUUGGGUAAUUUCUCUGCAGUAAUGCACAGCUACCCUGGGGCAAUGUGUUCGUCAUGGUGAAUAAGGUGCUGUUGAGCAAAAGAAGUGCUUCAGAAUAGUGUUUAAGAUGUUUUAAUAAGUACUAUGCCUUUUUAGCCCAUGCUAGUCUGAUGGGAUGUGUUUUAUUCAUCCAUUAACGAUGAACAACUUGAAGGUGACUAUUCAGCUGCAUUGAUUUUGGAAUGUUAGAUUUCAUUAUAAUAAAGUAGUAAAGUAAGCAAUAAUAAAUUAUAUGCUAGUUUUUGGCCAAAAUAAAAUUGUUGUAAUAUUUACCAAGAAAAAAA
Colossoma macropomum (tambaqui) is the source of this 2776-nucleotide messenger RNA. It is a transcript of the gene sdr16c5a, whose product is annotated as short chain dehydrogenase/reductase family 16C, member 5a. Lineage: Eukaryota; Metazoa; Chordata; Actinopteri; Characiformes; Serrasalmidae. The record is from RefSeq and is a predicted model, not a curated record. The coding region runs from base 273 to 1190 and encodes 305 amino acids. Gene Ontology annotation, cellular component: lipid droplet. Gene Ontology annotation, molecular function: oxidoreductase activity, acting on the CH-OH group of donors, NAD or NADP as acceptor. The transcript is spliced from 7 exons.